This is a messenger RNA of Eutrema salsugineum, 1057 nucleotides long. RefSeq names its product thylakoid membrane protein slr0575. Lineage: Eukaryota; Viridiplantae; Streptophyta; Magnoliopsida; Brassicales; Brassicaceae. The record is from RefSeq and is a predicted model, not a curated record. The coding region runs from base 76 to 954 and encodes 292 amino acids. The transcript has 9 exons.
GUUGAACACUCCUGAACUCUUGGCCUCAGCCUCACAUUAACUCUUCUUCUCGCAGAUACGGAGAGAGAGAGAGAAAUGGGAUCCAUAUCGGCUGCUUCGGGAACCACCGUGUUAUCCUCCAGUCUCCGUCGCCACAGCAAUCGGCGAUUAGGUCUGUACGAUCGUCGCCAUGAGAAUCUAUCCGUCGUUUCGUCUUCACAACCGCCUCUUAUGCCACGGCAGAGAUGGCUCUACGUCCCGGAGACGAGGUUAAAACAAGAGAUUCUGAGGAUGGAUUUCAUCGCCGGAGCUGCUGAUUCCACUAGCUCUUCUCCUUCCGUGGCUUCCGGUGAUAAGACCUUAAUCCCUGAUGACGAAUUCACUCUAGCCAAGAUUUCAUUUGGUGUUAUUGGACUAGGUCUCGGGGUUUCGCUCCUCUCGUACGGUUUCGGGGCUUAUUUUAACAUCCUUCCUGGAUCUGAGUGGUCUGCUAUUAUGCUAACAUAUGGGUUUCCCCUUGCUAUAAUCGGAAUGGCACUCAAGUACGCAGAACUCAAACCAGUUCCUUGCUUGAGCUACUCAGAUGCCGUAAAGCUUAGGGAAAGCUGCGCUACUCCUAUUUUAACGCAGGUUAGAAAUGAUGUCACGAGAUACCGUUAUGGAGAUGAACAGCAUUUGGAAGAAGCACUAAAACGGAUCUUUCAAUAUGGACUGGGCGGAGGAAUCCCAAGACGUAGUGCACCUAUCUUAACGAUGAUAAGGGAGGAGGUCCUGACCGAUGGUCGUUACUGCCUGGUCCUUGUAUUUGAGGCCAAAGGUCUACAGUUGUCAGAUUUCGAAAAAAGACAGGCAAAAUUCACUUCCUUCUUUGGACCAAACAUCACUGCGGAAGUCGGCAAAGGAGAAAGUGAGAAUAUCUAUGAAGUAAGACUGAUUUCUAAUGUCUCCACCAACUCUGUAUCUUCUACCUCUUGAAUCAUAUACAUGGCGACGUUUCGAUCAACGCUAUUUGUCAUUUUGCUCUUGUAUAUCAAACUCUGUAUAAUCAUCGUAUGUAUAAAGGUUCAAUUUCCCUCUU